This is a messenger RNA of Strongylocentrotus purpuratus (purple sea urchin), 1036 nucleotides long. RefSeq lists its product as uncharacterized. The transcript is spliced from 4 exons. Bases 1 to 414 code for a protein of 137 amino acids. The record is from RefSeq and is a predicted model, not a curated record. NCBI's taxonomy places the organism in Eukaryota, Metazoa, Echinodermata, Echinoidea, Camarodonta, Strongylocentrotidae.
AUGUUUUGGUAUAUCAGUAACGCACUUUACUUCCAUUCCGGUGACCAAGGUUCGAUUCCCGUAGUUUGCCCAGUGGUUACAGUUACUGCUCCAGAUGACCUCGAACAGAAGAUUUGUGAUUCUGACAACAUUUUCAUCGUCAAGGUAAGGCCGGAUGGACGAGCCAAGAUUCUGAAUGAUUUGACAAAUUCGAUAAACCUGUAUGCAGAUGAUCGUCCCAUCGUCGGAUUCAUCAGGAACGAUGUCUGUAACGUUGAACUGACAGAGGAACGCUACAUGCUGUUUAUGGCUGGAGAAGCUGUAAAUGUGCCUGGCAAAAAAUUCACGCUUGACCACACCGUUCUUGCAAUGCCCAUGACUGGUGACCUCAAGGUUAAGGUCAAGGAGAUCCGUCCCCUCUGCCCCGUUGCCUAAAGAGUUCCUAAUAGAUAACCUUGAGGGAUUACAGUACAUCUCACUCCACAUCUAUCUAUGGCUCAGACAAGGUCCAUACAUGAUUUUUUUUUAUUGUGUCAUCCACCAGUUGCUGAUGUCUGGAGUUAAUGAAAAAGAACCUUAAGUAGCUCUAAGAUGAUGUAACAUUUCCAUGGAGAAUUUGUGUUACAAUACUUUCUAGAAGCUAGUCAAUAUGGUUUUAUUAUGUAUAAAUAAAAUAACAUGAACUUUACGUAAUUUGACACAUGUCAAACUGUUCAUUUAAUUGUGGUAUGUAAAUCAUUAGUGAGGUUUUUUUUAUUGUAAGAGAAGACUUGGUUCUUUCAACACUUGCAGGGCAUUGUUAGAAACCUGCGCCUUUCAGUUUUUCACAUGUACAGUAUAUUUUUUCAUUGCACAUCUUUUGAUGGGUACACAGUCAAAUGCAUUUUAAAAAGAAAUUAACCAAUUUUAUGAGCAAUUAAAUUGAGAAGAGUCUAUUUUACCACUUGUAAUCAUGUCUUUAAAUACAUGGUAUCCAACACACUUUUACAAAAAGCUGUGAUUAAUAUACAUACAUGUAUUUUACUCUCCAUUUUGUGAAGUCUCUGGCCCACUUUUU